GUGAAACUUCAGCGUUAUCCAUUUAAUGACAAGCAAGAGCUUGUUUGUUAUCUAUGAAAGUCGCGGGUAGUCAAAUCGAUGGAAAACAACUUCCUAGAGGAAAAUGCUGAGGGUGUAGGAGUCGAACAAGAAGACUCCACCGAUAGUGAAUUAGAGGAGUUAAACGCUCGCGUUCCGUUUGACAUUCCUCCCCGAGAUUUUCCCAGACACCUUGCGAGGAAUAAUUUAGAACCGCAGAGGAAUACAGCAAGAAACAGAAUGGAUCAUAACAUUCGCAGAGACGUUCGCUCGCCUCCAAUUAUUCAGAAGCAACGAAACAAAGUGGUGACCCAGAUUUUACCAAGAAACGCUCAAGUGGCUGAUUAUACGACCGACAAAAUUACCCUUGUAGUUGACGAUACACGUUUUGUUGUGGAAAGAUCGCUGUUCAUCGCUCAUCCAAACACCAUGCUCGGGAGGUAGGGCAUUUUAUUCUUCUAAAUGAGUUAGCGUAAAUAGGCCGGAGAUUAAAAAUGGGCUGUAAGAUGUGAUAUUUUAAUUCAAGUUUUUAUAGCUCACGUUGUUCAUGCAAUUAAACUUAAGCCAUAUUCUUAGGCUUUGUUCCGCUUGUUCACAGAGUUGAAUGUGAAGUCGUGUCCUUGUUAAUUGAGUUCACUGGUCAGUGAUGCGCAAGUCUGCAUUUAUUUUUUUCUCCUUAUUGUUAUAAUAUUAAUAUUGUAAUAAUAAUAGUACAUUGUAAUAAUGUUCUAUUUGUUAUUAUUUCUUCAAAAUAUUGCUCAUUGAUUAAAAUCCUUUGGUGAUUGUUAUACAUGUAGAUGUCAGUUGAGUUCAGCAAUGGGUUUAGCAUUAGUUUAGUAUUAUGUUAUUAUUUUGUUAUGGCUGGUUUUCACAAGCAAAGGAGUUGGGGUCAGGUUUUAAGCAGAGUUGUAAGACUUUAUGAAGUAGCAAACGUACUGUAAGGCUCUGUUCAGCCCCUGAAGUUAUCAUGAGUCCAACCUAAUACAUUGAAUUAAGUACAAGAAAAUUUUGAUGUUUUAAUCAGUGAGGAGCGCCUAGAAUUAAUAUUAUUGGGAAUGUCUUUAUCAUUUAGGAACAGCUCAGCUGUUCCUCCCGCCAAGCCCAACCGGAGAUUUUUACUUUGGAGCAACGUUGGAAGGGCUUCGAUUCAGAUGCUGAACUUUUCAUGUGCUGAACCAAAUGCGUAAAUUAUCACAGCAUAUUAUCUUUGCACUCAGUUUAACUCAGAGAGCAUUUUUCUCCUUUGAAUUUACUUCAGUGUCUGAAUCAAUGCAGCUGGUCUGAAUAAUUUGGGUCGGCUUUAAACUGAAUUAGGUUCAGGUCAUGAAAAGUUCGGUGUCUGAACCAUUCAUAAGAUAAAUUGUUUAAAUUCUUAAUAAAUUCAGGUUGAUCCAAAGCUGUUUUUCAGGUUGAUCUGACGGUUGAACUGUUUACUAUAACACUUUCAGUGAAACAAUUAAGCAAAUUAAUAGUAAUAAAUUUAGCUAAUGGUUAAUCCUACAGGUCAACAAAUUUUGGGGCUAGUUAUUAUGACUAGUACAUUGUAGCUGCAGCUUGCUCUUACUUUCUUUGCACUGGCCUGCAUUAUUGGAGUCAUAAGCUUGACGGAAUCAGCGUUGGAACAUUUCCAUUUGUUUCCAAUUCUGCUAAUGAGUCCAUUGCUUAUGAUCCAGAGUGAAAAAGAGAAAUGUCUCAACUGGAGGCAAAAGUGGAAGGAAAAUCAGUCAAAAGGCUUAUUCCCACAAUUUCUUAUUUGUUUGUUCUUCCACUUCUGCUCUUUUAUUAACUCCUACGACUUAUUUUUCACUAAAUCAUAAGCGACAGGGUCAUAAGCAGGAGCAUAAAGUUGUUUUCACUAGAUCAUAACUCCUUACAAUUCUGAUUACAGCUCCCACUCUAGUGAAAACCAGCUAUUAUGAAUAAAGAGCACAAUCAUGUACACUGUACUUUAUACUAUUUUUAUGUAAAAGGUCAUGGUUGUGACCGGAACUUAAUCCUGGAAAUCAAAAGAAGUUGUAAUAUAAAAAUUAUAAUAUCAGGGUUCUCUUUAAGUUUAGAAUUUUGGUACAGAUGUAGUAGGAGGAAAGUGUAAUGUUACAGGAGAAUGUUUUGAAAGAGGCUCCACGUCUGAAUGAAAAAUGGUCAUUAAUGGUCAUAGGCUAUCAAGCAUUAGCAGGAGAAUUCUGCUCAGUAAAUGGAGGAUUCUCCGGUCUCCGAUGCCUAAUGAACACACUGUAUAGUUUAACCUCCAUGUACGACCACCUCUAAUACGCGACCAUCGCCCAUAAGCAACCACUUAUCCAAAACACAAAAUUUCUUCAGUCAAAGCUUUAUAGUUGGAACUUCUUGUAUUCAACCACCUCUUGUAAACGACACCAACCAUAUUUUAGGAUGAUGGUUUUUAGAAUUUUCCAUUGUUUUUAACCUCUUCUACAUAAGUGAUUAACUGAUACAAUGGUCUGAUCUUUGUGUUUGCUGUUUGUACUAGGCAACUCAGAUUAUGAUAAGAACCUUAUGAAAUAACAUUGAUUUGCAUAUAUUGCAACCUUAAAGUUGUAUGCAAUACUUUCUCUCCAAAAUGAACAUGUGUCCGGACUUCUUCUCAUAAAAGACCUCCUGCAGUUUGACUUGUGUUAUUGACCACCUCCCAUGAGCGACAACUAACUCUUCACAGCUUGGGUGGUUGCUUACCGGAGGUUUGACUGUCUGAUCCCAACAAAAUCUCUUGAAAAUAAUAAAAACUUAACCAUUUUAAGGUAUUUAAAGAACCCUAUGUAUGUUCUUACUUGCUUGUACUGUCUUGCUUGUAUUCUAGAAUGUUUGGUUCGACAAUGGAAUAUACAACAAGAAAUGAAAAAGGAGAAUAUGAAGUAGCCAGGGGCAUCUCUGCUAAUGUGUUCAAGUGCAUUUUAGUAAGUCUUGCUUGCACAGGCUAAUAAAAAUAUAUAGAGUUAUUCAGUAAUAGAUUGAUUUUCAUUUGACAUUGAUGUGGUUAUGUAUGAACAAAACCAGAUCAACAAACAGAAAGGAUUGGUUUAUUGAGCAAAAAACAAACAUGCAUGGCAAAAUGAUUAUUGAAAUAAUGAUAAUGAUAAUGAUAAUGAUAAUGAUAAGUGCAACCAAGGGAAAAGGCAACCAGGGAAAAGAAACUUCCACAAUCUUUAAGGAGCAGGAGGAGGAGAAAAGCAGAAGUACCAACAGAAGGUGCUGGACGUUGAAAUGAGAUCUUUCACUCCCCUAAUUUUGGAACCAACAGUGGGAUGGGAGCCGACUGCAACUGCUUUCUCAAACGCCUAGCCGAGAAGCUCUCAGAAAAGAAUGAGGAAACUUAUCACAUUACUAUUACUUGGAUAAGAACAUUGCUUUGUUUUGAGAUUUUAAGGUCCGUACACACAUGCAUAAGAGGUUCUAGGACACCCUUCCACAAAAUUCCACAAGGAGAUUUCAUUGAUGACCACCGCUUAAACACCACCCAAGCCUGUGUGAUAAUGGCAUGAGCUUGUUAAUUUAGUUUAGUUGAAACAAACUGUUGUUUUUUUAAUGGAAUUAUAUGAUAUAUUUUUUAUGGAAUGAAUUUUUUCAACCGAAAUUAAGUGUCUUUCUUUUUUUUUAAUCGAAAGGAAUAAUGUAAAUAGUGCUUUGCCUGAAUAGUUUUUUAAGUGAAGUUAAUAAUUAUUGUAAAAAGGAUUUUAUAGUUAGCUUUGUUAUCAAGAAAAGGUUUGGGUUUUUAAUAUAAUGAUAAUAAUAAUGAUAAUAAUAAUAAUAAUAAUAAUAAUAAUAAUAAAUUUUAUUCAAGUGUCAUGUAACUUUAGCAUGGUGUUUCUAAUUGGGGACACUGUAACAUAAAUAACAAAAAUAACUAUAAUAAUUAAAUAAAUUAAUUAAUGCAUACACUUAGAUGUGCAGGGCAUCUGACAGGAUGCGGUGGUGCGGAUCUGCAUAAUUGACCAACUUCCGCAUCCUCCGCAUCUUGAGGGCAUUUUUCCGCACAAUACUAAAAAAUUGCUCCAUAUAAGCAAAGGUGGAAUUGCUUACCGUCCUCAGAAGCAAAAUUAGUGAAGAGAUUGAUCAUUUUGAAGAAAUAUUUUGCCCAAAUCAGCGAGAAAAUACUCUGUUUGUUCGUUGCUUGUUCGUACACCACAUUUUUUUAACCCCCAGGCGUUCCAUGCACUUUCUGGGGUGUCCUGGAAACUAGUUUUUAUAAUGCUAAUUUCUAUUGGAUAGAUGGCGUUUGUAUUUUAGCCAAUAGCAGGAACUGAUAGAAACUGCGUUUGAUACGAAAAGGGAAUGCUCUAAUGCCUGGCUGCUAAGCUUAAAAUGUUUCCACGAAUUGAAGAACAAAAUCAUGUCGAAUCUUCGCGUUAAGUCUAAGGAAAAACUGCUUUAAAUGAAGAAAUACCUGUCAAAGAAUGGCAGAAAAAGGUCAAGCAUGAUAACAAGCAUUAUGUUUAAAAGAUGUAAUGAACUCAAAUUCUUGGUAAGAGCUUGUUGAUAUUUCCGUUUAUCGUUUUUACCGUACUUUGCGUUGAAAUGAGCGGCGUAGCCGUGAUUGUUUUGUUAGAAGUGAGCGGCGAAGCCGUGAUCGUUUUUUCAGAAAUGAGCUGCGAAGCCGCGAUCGUUUCGUUGGAAAUUUCCGCAUACUCUGUUGUCUUUUCCGCAUAAUUGGCACUUUCUUCCGCAUAAUAUUGCCCGAAAUUUCCGCAUAAUUUUUCAUUUUUUUCCGCACCCUGUCAGAUGGCCUGGAUGUGUGUGAAUUGAAAAAAUAAACUAAUAUAUACAUACCAUAAGUAAUAGAAAUAUAGAGUUAUAUGUAUAUGUACAUUGUUAAAUUGUAGGAUAAUUUUAGUUUAAGAAUGAAAUAGAAAACAGGCAGUUGGACAUUUCUCAAGCAAAAAACUUUUCAGGUCUAAUUUCUUAAUUUGUCAAGUUUAAAACUGUUCAAGUCACGUUGUGUCCUUACAUUUGAAAAUGGUAUGUCUUAUGUGAUACUUUGUUUGCAGGAUUACUACAAAACUGGAGUGAUUAAUUGUCCACCAAGUGUACAAAUCCCUGAACUCAGAGAGGCCUGUGACUAUCUACUUAUACCAUUUAAUGCUCAAGUAAUCAGAUGUCAGAAUCUAAGUGAGUAAAAUUUUGGCAAAAAAAGUUACAUUAUUUUAUUAUUACAGGGCUCGAAGUUAUCUUUUUAGUGCACUUGCAAAGUUUUGCUAGUAAGAUUUUUUCCCACUGGCAAACUGGUGAGACCACAAGCAAAUUAUUUCCCUUUGUUUGGGAGACAUGGAGUAUUCUAACUCGCAAUCGUUUGCUAGUGGAUAUUUUUCUUACUCGCAGAUUAUCAAAAUCACUUGCAUUUUGCAAGUUUGCGAGCGUUAAUUUCGAGCCCUGUUAUUAUUUAGUUUCCAUGAGAGACACAAAAUCUAGUUCCCCUUCACAGCCACACUUUGGGUACAGCUAUUGUGAAGAACAGCUCUCCAAAAAAACUGUCAGCUGUUUGUUGGUUGGCAUUUACCUUAUAACCAACAGAUCAUCAACAGGUUACCAAAAGUUAACAAAUAGUAUUAAAAUACAACAAGCACAAGUGUGAAGUUGUGUGAAGAGAAAUUAUUUUGUAUUAUUAUCUUCUCCAUGUUUCUUCAGCUUAAAUUGUACUUUGAUUUCUGAUUUAAAUCAACCUGCAAUUCUUGGAUUUACCACUUUGGCUUUAAGUUUAACAUCCCAUAAAAUACUUUCACCACUCUGCAGCAAGCAAGAUUUUUGAAGGGUUGGAAAUGUUGCCAAGUAUGCCCUGGUUAUAGCUAUUUCACAUUUAUGCAAGCUCUCAUACUCAACUCCUUUCAGUUCAGUCUGAGAUUGCAGAUUAAACAGAGAGGUAUAGAGGACUAAUGAUACGAUCAAAGACUAUUCUUGUUGUUUGUACAGAUAAACAACGUUUUCCCACAUUAGUUUAUAAGAACAUCAUUGGGUCACAAAAGAAGAAAUAAAUUUAUGUCUGUCAAAUAGUUAAUAUUGCUCUUUGAAUACCUGCGAACUAGGAUAUAUGUUUCCAUUUAGCCAAAAUGUCCAGUUCAGCUGCAUGAUUAAAAAGGUAAUCUACAUAGUAAUGAAUGUUUUAAUUAUUAUUGAAACUUUCUCCAGCAAAUGUAUUACCUAUGAAGGUAAUCAGUAUGUCAUACAAGGCCUUUAACAUAACAGUGAGAUUGCAACAUCAAACUCUGCAAAAUAAAUCUCGUUUAUCUGACAGGAUUUUUAGCCCUUUUUCUUUGAAAAUAUUGAAUCAACAUUUCAAACCUGAAGUUUUGAAGUACCUCUGAUAAAUACACUGUAUCUCAGUCACAGCUGAGAGAAGCACACUUUGAAUUUUCCAGACAUUUUCUGGAAAAUCCAAAGAAGGGUCCACUGAAGUGAAAAGAUACUAAUCAUCAGUGAAUGUUUUUGUUCUGUUUUGUUUAGGGGAUCUUCUUCAUGAACUGUCAAAUGAUGGUGCCAAAGAUCAGUUUCAGUAUUUUGUAGAACAGUUCAUCCUCCCUGUAAUGGUUUCUUCUGCAAAGGUGAAGUACCCUUUACAAACUGUAUAAUGCACCUGAAAUGCCUAGAUGAUGCUAUUUUUUAACAAGCCAUUGUUUUAAUAAAUAAAUAAAUAAAUAAAUAAAUAAUGAUAAUAAUAAUAAUAAUAAUAAUGAAUAAUAAUAUAAUAAUAAUAAUAAUAAUAAUAAUAAUAAUAAUAACAACAACAACAGUGUUCUCACUAGGAUUUUGCUUUGGGGACAAAGUGAGCCUGCACUCGGAAUGAUCUGUUACUUGAAGCACCUACUUGAUCCAAUAUGGCAGAUGGGGUGUUUGCAAUUUGAUAAUGAUGCAUGCACCAAUUUUUGCAAAGUACAUGGGACCAAUGAAAGUUAGGGAAAUACAAUUGAAGGCUUUGAAUCUGUUGAUAUCAUGUUUUUUAUUCAUUCAACGAAGCAAAAUUCUGGGGUGUUAGGUUGACCAUUAAAACUACUUAGCUGUAGACGUUCUUAAGUGCGUUUGACUCAUAGAAUGCCUCUGCGCCCCAUCGGGCGCAUCUUCUUGGCUUUUUAUGCGCCAUCUCAGAUUUUCUUGUGGGAAUCCCGCACUUCAGCGGCCUGGUGAGAACACUGUGACAAUAACAAUAAUAAUUAUAUUUAGGUCUGACAAGUAUGAACUGUAGAUACUAGAAGAGCAUCUUUUGAGAGCCAGAAAAAUUAACUCAACAAUAUCUUUGACCAAGUUAAGGCAACAUUUAAAAAACAGAAUUUUUAUGACAACUGAAGCAUAGCAUUGUCUAUACAUGUAAGCUUUUAUGAUUGUUCAUUAAUCAGUGGGACUCUUGAGGCGGUUGAACCCUGUUCCACCCCCCGCACAUUGUUUUGAAAAAAUUGAUUAUUUUUUCAAAAAUUUUAGUAUCCAAACAAAAACUGUGUUAUAGCUCCUGGACCCUGGACCCGAUGAUGAAACGCAUCAGCCACUUUGCUCAGAGCAGUCAGCUACUUCCACCCCCCAAAAGAAUAAGCAACUAGUUUUAAUAAUGAUGUAAACAAAAAAACAUAUAUCAUAAAGUCUAAAUGAAACUUAAUUAUGACGUGUUUACCAGGAUGACUGGUUUUACAUGUCUCUUUAGUUAUGCUUUAGUUACACAAACGCUGUAUUUCAGUUAAUUUUUUUCAUGUUUGUUCAUAGGUUUACGCAGAAUUUGUUUAUGUGCAAAUAUACUUUAUAAUUUUGAGUUUUGACAUUUGUUCACUUCUUGUAGGAAUUGAUUGUGUGGCUAUGAAACCUGAAUUAAAGCUAUAUUUUCUCAAAUGAAAAACACACUCUUUUGUACUCAAUUAAGUCCUCAGAAAACUGGAAAUCACAUUUUAGGGCUUUGAAAUUCCUAAAUUUUCUGGCGGAGCAUGCCCUCAGACCUCCCCCGAAGAAGGGGACUAUCAGCUAUGGUUGGUUACUCUAUUCAAACCUGCUGGCUACUUUAAUAUUGUUAUUGAAACUCCUGUGUAUGUUGUGGUUCAAUUUUAUCCUUGGUUUGAAUUUUAUUUCCCUUUGUUUUAGGGUAUGAGGUUAAAACAAAGGGAAGUAAAAUUUAAACCAAGGAUAAAAUUGAACCAGACAUGUAUAUCUAUUCUCUGUACUUUGUAGAAAGGUGAUCGUGAAUGCCACAUAGUAAUACUGACUGAUGAUGAUGUGGUGGACUGGGACGAGGAGUACCCUCCAAGCAUGGGAGAGGAAUAUACUCAUAGUAAGUACAAUCGAUCAUUAUACAUUUCUGGGAAACUGCCCACCUACCCCUCCCCUAAACCAGCAUUUUGCCCUAGGUGAGAAGUAAGUUUUGAUGUUGGCUUAGGGGAGGGGUAGGAGGGCAAUUUCCCAGAAAUGUAUGAUGAUCCACAACGACUCAAUUAUUAUCCAGUUAAACUUUGCUAUUUGUGGCUUCUGUGUUUGUGGGGUUUUGCUUAAGUGAACUUGUGCAUCUGAUUGCAUAAUCCAUAAAUGUGAAUUUCAUUAAUUCAUCUUUGCUGGGGAUAUUAUGAAACAAUUUAAUGACCAGCUCCCAGUUGCUAGUUCAAUUGGUUAGAGUGCUGCACCAGUAUUGCAGAAGUCAGGGUUGGAAUCACCCUGGGCUGGCCCAGUGUGACAUGCUGGUGUGCUACAUGGACAUGUAGGCAGAGAUCUUUCAUGUUAAUAUUAUUAAACAAGACAAAAAUCAGCAUUGUGAUUACAUAUGCCAACCAAGCCAACCAAUUAAUCCCAUAUCCCUGUAGCAUGUUUCCGGGAACCUGCUAAACCAGGUUAGACACUUUUUAAGUAAACAAGCUAGCCAAGCAGGGCCCAGUGAUUCAAAGCUCAGCAAGGGGUAUGGGUAAUACACUGCUUAUGCGCAAUACAUCCAAUCUAUGUAAACAUUACAGUUCCAGGCUGACUGACAUCAUGUAUUAGUAAAAUCCAACUAGUGGUCUAUUAUCAAUGCGGCAUUCUGAUUGGUUGAGCUACUACUAGGCUAUAUGUUAGAGCCCACUAGUAGUGAAAAGCGAGGGCUUUUUGGCGGCAAAAAAGGAUGAAAGUCACCUCGGCAAAGCAAGCGAGCUCAGCAUAGCCAGCCCAGUUAGUGUAAUCUGUCCCUUGGAGAGUUCCCAUUACUUUUUUUGUAUCAUGUUUGAUGAGCAAGUAUGUCAACCAAUAAAUUCAACAUUGUUCACUCUCUUUCAGUUGUGUAUUCCACUUCUUUGUACCGGUUCUUCAAGUACUUUGAAAAUCGUGAUGUUGCUAAAGAAGUCCUCAAAGAAAGAGGCCUCAAGAAGAUACGACUGGGAAUAGAAGGUAGCCUUUUGUUGGAUGUACAGUAGUCAUUGCUUGCAAUCAGAGUCAUCUGUCAUAUUUUCAGCUUUUUUUAAACUCUGGUUAAAGCCAAAUUUUAACCCGUUAAGACCCGAUAUCAACAUGUGUAUUCUCCUUACUGUUCUUCAUUAUGUUCCUUAUUCCACUGCUUGAGAGAAUUUGAAUUAGUUCAAAGAUCAAGGUAUUUUAUCAGUGCUGAUCAUUCCAUUGAUUCUCUCGACUUGUACAUUUGAUUUGGCAGUGAUAUUGUGGGGAGAAAUUUAGUGCUGGUCACUUUUGGGGCUUGAGGGUCCCUUAAGUGCCAACAAUGCCAUUUCAAAUCACUAUUAUUAAAAUAAUUAUUAAGUGAUGAAAGAAUAGGAUGGGAAACACUAUCAGUUCGUAUGGUCAUCCCGUGGUUGAGUAGAACUUUACACGUGGUCAAAAUCCCCCCAUAAUUUAAAAUGUCCUCUACUCCCACAUGAAUUUUCUUUAUCUGCAAAAUGCCAUAACAAAACCUCUGAUUACCGCAUACUAUACGUUAAUUGACAGGUUACCCAACUUACAAGGAGAAGAUAAAACAGCGACCUAACGGUGGAAGGCCUGAAGGUAGGAUUAAUCAAGCUCUUGUCGCAUUUCAUUGUUUUCUUUUAUCAACUGCAACCUUACCUUCGAGAAAGUAAACGGAAAUAAAAUAAAGCAGGUAAUCUUCAGCGUAGCGUCCCACGCAGACAUUCUUAAAGGUUGGUAACACGUUCCUGCCCCACGAAUGUCUGCUGAAACGAGCGGUAAAAAACGUAGAGAGCCAAAAGAGCGUCUGCGUGGGAGGUUAUCUUCAGCUGACGUUAGUAUGAGUAAUGGGGUAAUUACGGUGUACAGUUGUAUGUGACUCUCGUAGGUCCGCUUUUGUGCUGGAGUUGAUCUUUUUUAUUUAUAUUUCUCAUUUGAACACCUUGCACAAGUAGGAGUUGCGGCGCUGUGUAAUCCUACAAUGCAUCAUAUUACAUGACAUCACGUCACUUUACUCCACAUCACAUCUCAUCGUGUCACGUCACGUCAUGUCAAUUCACGUUACUUCACAUCACAUCACUAUGCGUUACAUAACAUCACGAAAUUUGAAAGUCCUUCCUUAUUUUCCUGAGACAGCGUGAACUGGAUAUGCGAGCGCAUGGAAAUUGCCUGCUGAAUUGCAAGAAGUGUCAAUUCGGUCGCGUGGAUCGCCUGCUUCUUGCACUAUUGGUAAUUAAGAUGAGAGACUAUGGGAUAUCUGCGUAUUACGUUACUUCAACACUAUUAAUGGUUAUAUACUUGUAAUAGUUAUACUAUUCUUUUCCACCUUCAUCUAGUAAUAUACAACUACGUUCAACGGCCUUUUGUGCGCAUGUCAUGGGAAAAAGAAGAAAGCAAGAGCCGCCAUGUUGAUUUCCAGUGCGUGAAGACUAAGACUGGUACUCCAGGGCUGGUGGAGGCUGUAGAUGAACCGGCCGCUUUGGCAGCAGCUGGUGCCGGACCUCACCCCCCUGCUGCCAUAUUGGGUGCGGAUCCAGAAGACAUCGAGUGAUGCUGAAGCAAUGGCCGACAUAUCAGCGAACAAAAUGCUGUCAUCUAUACCAGGGAAUCAUUGCUGUGCGCUUCUAAAGAGACCCCAAGUUUAACUUACGUUGCUCAUCCAUAGACGCGAAAGGAAUGUCCGCAUUAAAAAAAUGGGUGGAAAAGCUGAUUAUUGCAUGCUGACAGGCCUUUAUUCGUUAUUGUUCAUGGUUUAAGGGUGAAGUGUAGCAAGAAGUUUUAUUGAGUUUCGAUCAGCAUUUUUCAAACUUAUUGAUGAUUUAUAAAGAUAAAAUAGAGACCUCGUUCCCAGGCUUUCUCUAUUUCCGUUCCCCUCUAUCACUCCUUAAUAUCACUCCAGGGGAAAGGAAAGAUCGGAGACCUGGUAACGAGUUUGAUUCCAACUUUGAAGAUGGUGCGCAAGUCUGCUGCUGAUGGUAACUAACAUAACAAGCUGUCAUGGUAACACAAGGCGGUACUGCACUGGGGCCGAGUUGUUCAAAGCCUGGUAAGCCCUAAUCUGGUAUAAACUACGGACGUGUUGCCAUGGCGAGCAAACUCAAGUUAAGCGCUCGGCUUAGAAUUUAAUGGGAAGACAUAGUGGAGACUAGUUAGCCAUAUAUAUUUAUUACCAUGCAAUUAGUUAAGUUAGUUUUAGCGAGCUGUUUAGAAAACAGAUCUCUAAAAGUGGGUUGCUAUAUUGAAUUAAGAGUAACACCUUUAUCGAUUUCUUUUGCAACGGGGUGUUCUGAUAAUGGUGUUAAGAUUUAAAGUUGUAGCGACGCGCCAGCUCCAUAAAGAAAAAAAAUUGAGUUCUUGUUGGCGUUUUUGUUGCAUUUUAAAUUGCACUUCAAAUAUCAGUAAUAUAAUAUAAGCGUAUUUAUUUAUUUAACUGCUCUAAAAUCAUUACGAGAUUAUGCAAACAAAAUUUUACGGGUGGUAUGUGAAGUAUAUUUUUCUUUAAUAAGUUCUUAUCUUCUUUGAUCUCCUUAAAUUUCGGCACGCUUUGUCAACAGUCUUUUCAAAGCUAUUACCAAAUUAAUUGCCUUCAGAGUAGAAGAGAAACAGUCUGGACUGACAGUCGUCCCCUCACCCCUACCCCUAGGGGCCGCCACUUACGGGGCUGGGGUAGGGAGGCUGCCUACUCUUGACCAGUUGUCACAUCACUGUAAAGUGGAGUGGAGUAUUACUACUUAUAGGCUUGUAGUGCACAGAAAUAAGCGUGUGUUUGUAAGGAUUACAGGUAUCUCGCUUGUGGUGCUCCAGUUUAUUAGGGAGACUGAAAGCGAGUGAAGUGUCCCUUUAUUCCUCCUUCUCCAGUGCCGGAUCCAGACCUUGAGAAAAGUGGGCGGGGGGGCAGUCAUCCAGGCUCUUAGAUAAGGAGACGGAGGGGCGGUCUCCAAAAAAAUUUUUUCGGCCCCCUUGGGCCUCAGUUUAAUCUAAAAAUAAGGGGAUGGGCCGGGCCCCCCGGGCCCCUCCCCUGUAUCCGCCAUUGUUCUCUCUUCGACAGAAUCGAGUGAGCCGUGAAUAAGCCACUUUCAAAUUGCCCUAAAUACACUCAAAUUUAGCAAACCCAUUGUUUCCAGUUUCUCCACGAUAUUGAAAUAUCGGGCUCAAAUUUUCACUGGUAACUGAAUUUGCUUUGCUCUUUCAACAUUCAGAGGUGUUAUUUUAAUAGCAUGAUCAGAGAACGAAAAGCUUCAAGCUUAUGUUAAUGAUCGAUCUCGUGCCCAGGGCUUUUCGGGUCCUCCCUUCCAUUUUCUUAGGGAAAAGUCCUGGAGACGAGUUUGGUUAAUAAGGCAAAAAUUCGCCUGUAAGUUUGCUGCAGCUUUGCUUAUUUCCCCAGAAAAACCCAGAUUAUCAUGUAUGGGGAAAUGAUAUUUAUGAAGACUUGAUGUUCAGGUUACAGAGCAGUAUGUAUUAUCGAGCAUACUUUAGGUUAAAGGCUUGGUUCUUAUCCAGAGCUUUAAUUUGUCGUAAAUUUUGCUGAUGUUUUCUGAAUACAGUCGCAUCAAAGCACGCUUAUAAUUAAAAAUAAAGGUAAAUUUUGCUAAACAUAUUCUUGGAAUUAAAUU
Messenger RNA from Porites lobata, 12968 nucleotides. NCBI's taxonomy places the organism in Eukaryota, Metazoa, Cnidaria, Anthozoa, Scleractinia, Poritidae. The record is from the annotation of a GenBank genome assembly.